Molecule: messenger RNA, 1888 nt
Organism: Amblyraja radiata (thorny skate)
Lineage: Eukaryota; Metazoa; Chordata; Chondrichthyes; Rajiformes; Rajidae
Gene: mettl9
Product: methyltransferase 9, His-X-His N1-histidine
Exons: 5
Coding region: 1-1383 (460 amino acids)
Molecular function (GO): protein-L-histidine N-pros-methyltransferase activity
Source: RefSeq, a predicted model, not a curated record
AUGAGGGAGUGGAGAGUGGGGGGGUAUCCGGGUGUGGAAGUGUCACGGGGCGGGGGCGGGCCGGGCCGCAGACACGUUGCAACAAGCAGCUCCCUGCUGCCUAUCAGCAGCCGCAGGAAGGGGAAGUCGCAUGUAAUAAGGUGGGGGGUGGAGCUGGGAGUCCGCGGGCGCCGGACGGCUGGGGUCGGGUCGAGAGAGGGAGGUGCGGGACCCCCGGGGGAGGGGGAGAGUUCCCCGGAAUCCCCAGGCUCGUGCACAGAGGGGGGGGGAUCCCUGCGCGCGUGCCCGAGAGGAGGGGGUUCCCGGGGCUCGCGCACGAGCCGGGGAGGGGGUUUCCCCCAGACGCGCGCGCCGGUUAGGAAGAAGGGGGUAACCCCGGGAUUCCACGGGUCGGGGGGGGGGGGGGGGGGGGUGUUGUUACCCCGGGAUUCCCCCGGGACGGCGCGGGUACGCGAGGCGCUGCUCCUCUGCUACUUCGUGGCGCUGCUGCAGCUGCGGAGAAUGUGGGGCGCCCGGUACCUGCGGAGCCCCCUCGCCCGCUCGCUGCUGCUCGACCCGCCGCCCUCGCACCGCCACGACCCCGGCCGCCUGCAGUGGUACUCGUGUGACACAGACUUGCUGCCAGAUCACCUGCGGCCACUCUUUGUGCAGAGCCACCUGGACGGGGAGACGGUGGCGUUCCUCCGGCAGAGUUCGGAGAAGUCCGGCUGGCUCCUGGUCCAGAUCUACCAUUCCCUCGUCACCUCCGUCUUUGGAUUCUUCAUGUCCAAGACCUCCAUCAAUGGGUUGCUGGGGAGGGGGUCGAUGUUUGUGUUCUCUGAGGAGCAGUUGCUGGGCCUGUUGAGGGUGGGGCCGGAGUGGAAGACUGGCCGAGCCCUGGACCUGGGGGCCGGGGACGGGGAGGUCACCAAGAUCAUCGGCUCCCACGUGGAGGAGGUCUACGUCACCGAGGUCUCCCCCACCAUGAAGUGGCAGCUGAGGAAGAAACACUACAGGGUGCUGGAGGUGGACGAGUGGCAGAGUGGCAGCCUGCAGUACGACCUGGUCAGCUGCCUCAACCUGCUGGACCGCUGCGACCAGCCACUCACCCUGCUGCGGGACAUCCGCAACGUUCUGGAACCGCGCCAUGGGCUCCUCAUCCUCGCGGUGGUGCUGCCCUUCCAACCCUACGUGGAGAACGGCGGGCGCUGGGAGCGACCGGCGGAGUGGCUGCAUGUGACCGGGGAUACGUGGGAGGAGCAGGCGUGCAGCCUGAGCGAGGCACUGGCUGGGGCCGGCUUCACCGUGGUCUCCUUCAGCCGCCUGCCCUACCUGUGCGAGGGGGACCUGUACCGCGAGCACUACGUCCUGGACGACGCCGUCUUCGUGCUCGCCCCCGCCUGACGGGAGGGGGAGGGCACGGUUUCCCGGCCUGUAACGUGGAUCCGACCUGAAACGUCGACCGUCCCUCUGCCUCCACAGACGAUGUCCAAAUGGCCGCUGUGUUCCUGAGGAUGAGGCAGUUUGUCUCAUUCUCCGGGUUCCAGCACCUGUAGCCUCCGUAUAUACCUGCAACUGUGUGUGUGCAGAUGUGCACUAUAUGUCUGCAAUUGUAUGCAUGCAGAUGUGCACAACUUGUCUGCAAGUGUGUGUAGGUGUGCACACUAGGCAAUUGUGAGUGUGUGUGUGCACACUAUGUCUGCGAUUGUGUGUGUGCAGAUAUGGCCAAUAUGUGCAAUUAUGAAUGUGAACAUGUACAAAUGUGCACAACAUCUGUGAUUGUGAUGAAGUGCAUAUGAACACGUCAGUGCAAUUGUGAGCAUGGAAAUGUGCAUAAUAUGUCUGCAAUUGUGAGCAUGUACGUUCACAAUUGCACGGACAUAAUGUGCAUAUUUGCGGGAGGUGGGAC